GUUAAAUCGUUUGUGUAUACGAACCAAUUUUUACUCAACAGUAUUGUAUGUAAACAGUGCUACAAUACACAAACACAGAAACAUCCCAAAAGGAGAGAAGCCAUGUUAAUCCUUGAAUUAACAGUCAUAGCAGCACAAACACACAUUAAAGCUGCCAAGAGAAUUAGACCGCUACUAAACAUGGGGUAUAAAAGGCACAGCAGAACUCACAGAAUGCUGCUACAUGUAUAUACGUUGUGAAUGCAAGACUAACAAAAUGAAUCAUACAAGGCUGACGAUACUCCUUGCAUUUCUCUCAGUAUGUGCUCAUGGGUCAUACUUGGUUCAGCUGAGAGUCAACUCAUACGAGAAUCCUUUGAACAGAUGUGCAGAGUGUAGUCUAGCCAAUCCACUACAAGGACCAUUUGGCUGUUGUGACGGAUUUGACGUAACAGGUGUAUGCAGUGAAUCGAAAAGAUGUGACAACUACUUUAGAUAUUGUCUGCGAGACUAUGCCACUCCACCCGAGACACUGGGCUGCACCCUAGGAGGGGAAAUAACUAGCGAGACUCCAGAAGAAGAGGACUAUAAUAGGGACACUGAUUUUUCAAGUUCGAGUGUGCUGGGCUUGGAAAACCCACUCAAUCUACAAGGAGUGGAGCGUCUAUGGCAGGGAGUUCAACUAUACAUCCAAGCAAUUGACUAUGACCAAGAUAAUGGCGAUGACCUCAUAGACACAUUUGCUGUUGACAUUUCACCAUCACUAGUGGCUGGGUCACCAGAUAGCAGUAUGUUACGCUACUCUGGGAGAUUUAACCUAGCAAGAAUACUUUUAAGCUACAGGAUACUCUGCCAGCAGUUCUUCUAUGGGGACUCCUGCCAGAACUAUGACGAAUGUGCAGCCCAGAGUGUACUGUGUCAAAACAAUGGAGUAUGCAUCAACGAAGAGGACAAUUUUCGGUGCCAAUGCAGAGGAGGCUACUCGGGACAGUAUUGUGAGAACGUAGAAUACUGCUUUGGCGUCAACUGUACCAACAGAGGGAAGUGUCACGAAGAAACAAGUUCAUAUGUUUGUGUCUGUGAUUCUGGGUACACCGGUCAACUUUGUGAAACUGAAAUUGAUGAAUGUGUAGGAGUCAACUGCACCGGUAGGGGAGAGUGUGUGGAUGGGCUUGACACAUUCAGUUGUUUCUGCAACCCAGGGUAUACAGGACAGUUGUGUGCUUCACAAAUCACAACACCAGAAUUGCUUGUAGGAGACCUGUUUGUACCAGAGCUAGCAGGAGGAAUCAUUGGCGGUGUGAUGUUUAUUAUUCUAAUUUUUAUCUCUGCUGCUGCAGUGGCAUAUUUGCUUAAGCGACAGAAAGACAAAAAGGAAAUAACACCUUCAAAUCUAGAUGACUACCAUGCGUACGGACAAGACAACACAGUGCAUACAACACCCAUGACUCCACAGCGCUAUGUCCGAGCUAGUUCCACCAAUAGCCUCAGUAAUUCUACACACACAGGAGUCAGCCUACAGUCAUAUACAAGGGACAUGCCCAUGCAUGGAGCACCUUGGACUGACCAGCGCAGAAGUUACACCAACAGUUCCAUCUGUACUGCCAUCAGUCUACGAUCAUAUAACAAUGGACGGGACAACCCAGUCUAUGGGGCACCCCACCUCCCUGCUAGGAACAGCUAUGCAAGCCGAUCAAACACUUCGAUUGCCACUGGAAUCAGCAUACAAUCAGAUACUAAUGGACGGGACAACACAGUCCAUGGGGCACCAGAUGGUGGUCAACUCCCAGCUAGAAACAGCUACACAAGCAGGUCAAAUAUUUCCAUCACCACUGGAAUCACUCUUUUAUCACAGACUGAUUUGAGUGGCAGUGAUGAUCAGAUAUAUGCUGAGCCCAUCCUUCAUACAACAAAUCAUGGUGGGGACGAUUGUGAGAUGGAGCGGGAGUUUCAAAAUCCCCUCUACCGAUCAUCAGAGGACAUCACAGAUAACGAUGAUAAGACCUUCUCUUUUGUGGGUGCUACUGGUACCUACUUAUCAACACUUCAGGACAAUGAGUGCCUCAUAUAAAUAAUAAUUAUUGUCAUUGUCAUAGGAGUAUAAUUAUUGCGCUUAACCACAAAAUUACAACAUUUCCAAGCUUUGCACAGUAGGGUUUGUACAUAAUAAAUAUAAUUAUAUC
Halichondria panicea is the source of this 2162-nucleotide messenger RNA. RefSeq lists its product as uncharacterized. The coding region runs from base 224 to 2050 and encodes 608 amino acids. Gene Ontology annotation, biological process: Notch signaling pathway; multicellular organism development. The record is from RefSeq and is a predicted model, not a curated record. NCBI's taxonomy places the organism in Eukaryota, Metazoa, Porifera, Demospongiae, Suberitida, Halichondriidae. Gene Ontology annotation, molecular function: calcium ion binding. Gene Ontology annotation, cellular component: membrane. The transcript is spliced from 9 exons.